Messenger RNA from Solanum tuberosum (potato), 4935 nucleotides. RefSeq names its product adhesive plaque matrix protein-like. Gene Ontology annotation, biological process: plant-type cell wall organization. Bases 95 to 4690 code for a protein of 1531 amino acids. NCBI's taxonomy places the organism in Eukaryota, Viridiplantae, Streptophyta, Magnoliopsida, Solanales, Solanaceae. The record is from RefSeq and is a predicted model, not a curated record. The transcript has 6 exons. Gene Ontology annotation, molecular function: structural constituent of cell wall.
AUCACUUCUCAACUGAAAAGCUUAAGGUUAUCUCCUUUCUUCUUACUCUAACUAGCCACAUUUGGGAGGUUAGGUGGUGUAAUUUUCCGACGAAAUGAGGCUUCAAGGUGGCGGCCCUGCCAAGGGUCGUCAAUAUUUGCCACAAAUCUUAACGGUGUUGGCCAUAUUGGUUGUUGCUAAUGUAGUGUCGGCAGACCCUUAUGUAUACUCUUCUCCACCACCUCCAACGUAUGAGUACAAGUCACCACCGCCUCCUUCUCCUUCUCCACCACCACCCUAUGUAUACAAAUCUCCACCUCCUCCCUCACCUUCUCCCCCGCCUCCAUAUGUUUAUAAGUCACCUCCUCCUCCUUCUCCAUCACCUCCUCCUCCUUCUCCAUCACCACCUCCUCCAUAUGUGUAUACGUCUCCACCCCCUCCUUCACCAUCUCCACCACCACCAUAUGUGUAUAAGUCACCACCACCUCCCUCACCGUCUCCACCUCCACCCUAUGUGUAUAAGUCUCCACCACCUCCAUCGCCAUCUCCACCUCCACCAUAUUAUUACAAAUCUCCUCCUCCACCAUCACCUUCACCACCACCUCCGUAUUACUACAAGUCUCCACCUCCACCUUCUCCAUCACCUCCACCACCAUACUAUUACAAAUCUCCACCACCUCCUUCGCCUUCUCCUCCACCACCUUAUUACUACAAGUCUCCUCCACCACCAUCUCCAUCACCACCACCACCAUACUAUUACAAGUCUCCUCCUCCACCAUCCCCAUCACCACCCCCACCAUACUAUUACAAGUCUCCACCACCACCUUCUAAAUCACCUCCUCCCCCGUACUAUUACAAUUCUCCGCCACCACCAGUGAAGUCUCCCCCUCCACCAUAUUAUUACUCCUCACCACCACCACCAAAGAAAUCACCUCCUUCACCAUAUCACUAUACUUCCCCACCACCACCUGUUAAAUCACCACCUCCUCCAUACUACUACUCCUCUCCACCACCACCCAAGAAAUCACCUCCUCCACCAUAUCAUUACACUUCUCCACCACCACCUGUUAAGUCACCACCUCCUCCAUACUACUACAACUCUCCACCACCACCAACUCAUUACUAUCCUCCACAUCAUCAAUUUGUGGUCAAAGUUGUCGGAAAAGUCUAUUGCUUUAGAUGUUUUGAUUGGAAGCACCCAAAAAUGUCUCACGGCAAGAAACACCUGAAAGGGGCUGUUGUUGAAGUAACUUGCAAGGCUGGUGACAAGAAAAUUGUGAGUUAUGGUACCACUAAGAACAAUGGCAAAUUUAGCAUCACUGUUGAAGGAUUUGAAUAUAGCAAAUAUGGAGCAAAGGCUUGCAAGGCUAAACUCCACAAUGCUCCAAAGGAUUCAAAGUGUAGCAUUCCUACAAACCUUCAUUGGGGAAUUAAGGGUGCUAACCUCAAAGUGAAGUCAAAGAAUAAAUAUGAAGUUGUACUCUAUGCACAACCAUUUGCUUAUGGCUCUAAGACACCUUAUGCCGAAUGCAAAAAGUCCAAGCCUACACCUGCUCCAUACUACUAUAAAUCUCCUCCACCUCCAUCACCGACUUAUGUUUAUAAGUCACCACCUCCUCCAUCACCAAAAUAUGUGUAUAAGUCUCCACCACCACCUGCUUACUAUUACAAAUCUCCGCCACCACCAACUAAGUCUCCGCCACCUCAUUAUUAUUACAAGUCACCACCUCCACCAUCACCAAAACCUACACCAGUAUAUUAUUACAAAUCUCCGCCCCCGCCAACUAAGUCUCCACCACCUCCAUAUUACUACAAGUCUCCACCUCCACCAUCACCAAAACCUGAGCCAGUAUACUAUUAUAAAUCUCCGCCCCCACCAACUAAGUCUCCACCACCUCCAUAUUACUACAAGUCUCCACCUCCACCAUCACCAAAACCUGCACCAGUAUACUAUUAUAAAUCACCCCCACCCCCAUCACCAUCACCACCCCCACCUUACUACUACAAGUCUCCACCACCACCAUCACCUUCUCCCCCACCUCCCUAUUACUAUAAGUCUCCUCCACCACCAUCGCCAUCUCCUCCUCCACCCUACUACUACAAAUCCCCUCCUCCACCAUCUCCGUCACCACCUCCACCAUACUACUACAAGUCACCACCACCACCAUCGCCAUCUCCUCCACCACCAUACUACUACAAUUCCGGUGAAAUGAGGCUUCAAGGUGGCGGCCCUGCCAAGGGUCGUCAAUAUUUGCCACAAAUCUUAACGGUGUUGGUUAUAUUGGUUGUUGCUAAUGUAGUGUCAGCAGACCCUUAUGUAUACUCUUCUCCACCACCUCCACCGUAUGAGUACAAGUCACCACCGCCUCCUUCUCCUUCUCAGCCACCACCUUAUGUGUACAAAUCUCCACCUCCUCCCUCACCUUCUCCCCCGCCUCCAUAUGUUUAUAAGUCACCUCCUCCUCCUUCUCCAUCUCCACCUCCUCCAUAUGUGUAUACGUCUCCACCCCCUCCAUCGCCAUCUCCACCGCCACCAUAUGUGUAUAAGUCCCCACCACCUCCCUCACCAUUUCCACCUCCACCAUAUUACUAUAAAUCUCCUCCUCCACCAUCACCUUCACCACCACCUCCAUAUUACUACAAGUCUCCACCUCCACCUUCACAGUCGCCUCCACCACCAUACUAUUACAAAUCUCCACCACCACCUUCACCAUCACCUCCUCCACCAUAUUAUUAUAAGUCUCCACCCCCACCUUCUCCUUCACCUCCUCCACCGUAUUAUUAUAAAUCUCCACUACCUCCUUCACCUUCUCCCCCACCACCUUAUUACUACAAGUCUCCACCUCCUCCAUCACCAUCACCACCACCACCACCACCAUACUACUACAAGUCUCCUCCUCCUCCAUCACCAUCACCACCACCACCUUACUAUUACAAGUCUCCACCACCACCUUCACCUUCACCUCCUCCACCGUACUAUUACAAUUCUCCACCACCACCAGUGAAGUCUCCCCCUCCACCAUAUUACUACUCAUCACCACCACCACCAAAGAAAUCACCUCCCCCACCUUAUCACUACACUUCUCCACCACCACCUGUUAAGUCAUCACCUCCUCCAUAUUACUACUCCUCACCACCACCACCAAAGAAAUCACCUCCUCCACCAUAUCACUACAGUUCCCCACCACCACCAGUUAAGUCACCUCCAACUCCAUACUACUAUAAGUCUCCACCACCACCACCAAAGAAGUCUUCUCCCCCACCAUACUACUAUACUUCACCACCACCACCAACUCACUACUAUCCUCCACAUCAUCAAUUCGUGGUCAAAGUUGUUGGCAAAGUCUAUUGUUUUAGAUGUUAUGAUUGGAAGCAUCCAGAAAUGUCUCAUGGCAAGAAACACCUAAAAGGUGCUGUUGUUGAAGUGACUUGCAAGGCUGGUGACAAGGAAAUUGUGAGUUAUGGUACCACUAAGAUCAAUGGCAAAUUUAGCAUCACAGUUGAAGGAUUUGAAUAUCGCAAAUAUGGAGCAAAGGCUUGCAAGGCUAAACUCCACAAUGCUCCAAAGGAUUCGAAGUGUAGCAUUCCUACAAAUCUUCAUUGGGGAAUUAAGGGUGCUAAUCUCAAAGUGAAGUCAAAGAAUAAAUAUGAAGUUGUUCUCUAUGCAAAACCAUUUGCUUAUGGCUCUAAGACACCUUACGCGAAAUGCCAAAAGCCCAAGCCUACACCUGCUCCGUAUUAUUAUAAAUCACCUCCACCACCAUCACCAACUUACGUUUAUAAGUCACCACCUCCUCCAUCACCAACAUAUGUUUACAAGUCACCACCUCCUCCAACUCCGGCAUACGUUUACAAGUCUCCACCACCACCUACUUAUUAUUACAAGUCUCCACCUCCACCAUCACCAAAACCUUCACCUAUAUACUAUUAUAAAUCACCACCACCUCCAUCACCAUCGCCUCCACCUCCUUACUAUUACAAAUCUCCACCACCACCAACUAAGUCUCCACCACAUCCUUAUUACUACAAAUCUCCACCUCCACCAUCACCAAAACCUGCACCUGUAUACUAUUAUAAAUCACCACCACCCCCAUCACCAUCACCACCCCCACCUUACUACUACAAGUCUCCACCACCACCAUCUCCUUCACCUCCUCCACCAUACUACUAUAAGUCCCCACUACCACCAUCACCAUCUCCUCCACCACCAUACUACUACAAGUCCCCUCCUCCCCCGUCACCUUCUCCUCCUCCACCAUACUACUAUAAGUCACCACCACCACCGUCACCAUCUCCCCCACCACCCUACUACUACAAGUCUCCUCCACCACCGUCACCAUCUCCCCCACCACCAUACUACUAUAAGUCACCACCACCACCUUCACCGUCUCCUCCACCACCCUAUUAUUACAAGUCUCCACCACCACCAUCACCAUCACCUCCACCACCCUACUACUACAAGUCUCCUCCUCCUCCAUCACCUUCUCCCCCUCCACCAUACUACUACAAGUCACCACCACCUCCAUCACCAUCUCCUCCACCACCCUACUACUACAAGUCGCCUCCUCCACCAUCGCCUUCUCCCCCACCUCCUUACUACUAUCACUCUCCCCCUCCACCAGUAAAGUCUCCUCCCCCUCCUUAUUACUAUAGCUCACCUCCUCCACCAGUAUAUAUUUACGCUUCACCACCACCUCCCAUUCACUACUAAGAAAUUUCAAGUGUUCAAUCAUUCUCCACAAUCAAUCAAGUUUUAGUUUGAAGCACAAAAUAAAUUAUGAUGGCUUCUUGAGGAGAAGAUUCAAACGUCAAUGGAACAAUGCUUCAUAGUGUUUAUUUCUUUGUAAUUUAUUGUUUGUAUUGAGGAUAUCCUCAAAUUAUUCAUUCCUACUAAUUAAAUUGUAUUUUGUUAGUUUGUGCACAAAUCAAUAAGAAGGUCAAUUUGGUCCCAAAUGA